AUGACACUAGAAGCUUUAUCAUCAAACGGUCUCUUAAACUUUUUGCUCUCCGAGACUCUUUCACCAACUCCUUUCAAGUCGCUCGUCGAUCUUGAAGCAUCGCCGGAAAAUGACGCCAUCAUCUCGAAGAACACAACUCCAGCGAUAUCCCACCAAGAACCAGCACCACCGCGACCAUCGGCGCAAGCUAAUCGAGGGAAGAAGCGGAGGAGAAGGAAGCCUAGGGUUUGCAAAAACGAAGAAGAAGCUGAGAAUCAACGAAUGACUCACAUCGCCGUCGAAAGAAAUCGGAGAAGACAAAUGAAUCAACAUCUCUCUGUCUUAAGAUCUCUCAUGCCUCAGCCUUUUGCCCAAAAGGGUGAUCAAGCUUCAAUAGUUGGUGGAGCCAUAGAUUUCAUCAAAGAACUCGAACAUCAAUUACUAUCUCUUGAAGCUCAAAAGCUUAAAAAAUCUAAACAAAACCAAACGGUUGCUUCUUCAACAAGUCAAGACUCUAACGGUGAACCCGACAAUCCUCAUCAACCAUCUUCUCCAUCGUUAUCGCAGUUCUUUCUUCACUCCUACGAUCCGAGCCAAGAGAAUAGGAAUGCCUCAACAAGCUCGGUGAAAACUGUUAUGGAAGAUAUCGAAGUGACCCUAAUCGAAACUCAUGCUAACAUCAGAAUCUUGUCGAGAAGAAGAGGUUUCCGAUGGACGACUGUGGCCACCACCGGACCACCGCAACUUUCAAAGCUGGUGGCCACUCUACAAUCACUUUCCCUCUCCGUUCUUCACCUUAGUGUCACAACAAUGGAAACUUUUGCUAUUUACUCCAUCAGCACUAAGGUGGAAGAGAGUUGCCAGCUAAGUUCAGUAGAUGACAUUGCAGGAGCAGUCCAUCACAUGCUAAGUAUCAUUGAAGAGGAGCCUUUUUGUUGUUCAUCAAUGUCGGAAUUACCAUUUGAUUUCUCUAUAAAUCACACGAAUGCCACUCAUAAUUCUCUCUAA
Messenger RNA from Microthlaspi erraticum, 987 nucleotides. The record is from the annotation of a GenBank genome assembly. Lineage: Eukaryota; Viridiplantae; Streptophyta; Magnoliopsida; Brassicales; Brassicaceae.